CCUCCCUUAACACUCCCUCCAUCCAUCCUCACUCUCUCAUCGCUCUGCUAAAAUAACCCAGUGAGGUAAGCACCCGAGGCAUCCUGGGAUGAGUUUUAUACAGGCUGUUCCUUCUCUGCUGAGGAGAGUCAGAGUGGAGCGUGGAAGCACCCCAGCUCCAGUACAAGAUAAACAAUUCGACUAUCCAGACCAGCUCCAACACCCGACAUAUAGGCAGGCAGGAGACACAGAGAGAGAUGAUGAUGAUGCAGUCAGGCCUGGAUGACGUGACAAAGCAGAGGAUGUUGCAGGCCAAGGCUCUGUGUAAGGAGGCCAGAGGAGUUAAGUGUGGAUUGGAGGGUCUGAACCUUGGGAAGAAGAUAAGCGUUCCAAAGGACGUGAUGAUGGAGGAGCUCAACCUUCCAUCUAAUCGAGGCUCUCGCAUGUUUCAGGAGAGACAGAAGAGGGUCGAGAGGUUCACACUGGAGAACACUGACAAUGGUGCUUAUAGCACCAACGAUGUCUAUUCAGAGGCCGUUCCUCCCCCACAGAUCAUCCCAGAGCCACAGGGAGGAAAAGAGAACCAGGCUUUCUCCAUCCCUGGUAAGCAUAGCCUGGUCAUGAACCUUCAGAAGACUGUAGCAAAGAAGGGCAGUCCUGAUGUCCUCGCUCCAGGAUAUUCUGGCCCUCUGAAGGAAAUUCCUCAUGAGAAGUUCAACACAACAAUAAUCCCCAAAUCCUACAGCUCCCCAUGGAGCCAAGCUCUGGGAGACAACACAGAGCUCCUGAAUGCCCUCAAUAUCCAGCUGCCCCAGCUCCCACAAAGACUACAGCCUCCCAACUACAGGUGCUUCAACAGAUCUGCUCUGCCAUUCGGGGGAGCUAUGGCCAGCAGGAGGGUGAUCCCAGUGAUUGGCUUUGAGGCAGUGGAAUCGCAGAACCUGCCUGGUAUCGCUCUGGAACGCAUGUGUCGACGGCCCAACUUCAACAGAGCGCCCAGGGGAUGGGGAUGUGAUUUCUGCCCUGAAUCUAAUGAACUAUGAAAAGCCGUUGACCAGCUAAAGACUGAAGCACUGACCUACGCUUGCUGCUCUCUUCCUAAAAAGAUGAUCCCUCUGUUAAUCAGCGGGCACUGCAGAAGAGAGGAAAAAAAAAACACUCACUGCAUGUGAUAUAAAGUUAUUUGCUACUGCUGAGUGGUUUGACCAGAUGAGGUACUGCUGGAAUCACUUCAUUACCACAGUAGAGUCCCAGACAAUGCUGCCACAGGGUGAACAGUUCUGUUAUCCUUAGCCGUAUCUGAUCCCAUCAAUAGGGCUUUUCCCACUGCAUUCUCUUAGGCCAGGGUGAACCUAAGCACAGGGAUAUAUGAUUCACACUGCACUUCUAAUAGCCCUGGGUCAAGGGUCAGUUGAAACACAAAACUAAUGUUAGCAUUUUAGAAUGAUCAUGCUGCUUGCAGUUAGUAAAGAAAUUCCAACAACCCCAUUUCACACCGCAACUUUUAGCCUGAAGUUUAGUAGUUUUGCGGUGGAUAAUCCCCCAAACUUGACCGACCGAGCCCUAGACUCAAGUUGGGGUUAGCCCACUUGGAAAGUGCCAGGAUUGUGCCAGUGUGAAGACUCUUAGCCCAAGGCUAAGUGCAGUGUGAAAGGGGCUAAUCAACACCUGACACCAUUCUUUUCCCACUCGCAGCCCCUCCCUUUGUCUCCUACUAUUGUGUAAGGGAAUUAGUAGGAAAUAACUCUGCCCUUAAAAAUAGUUAGAAUAGCAGUAUUAAUGAAUAAUAUGCACUCUGAUACGGUCAAUGACAAAACUGGGUCAUUUUAAUGAGAAGUGAAAAUAACAUUCAAAUAAAGCCUUACAAUAAACAAAGUCAUUAUGAUGUGGAAUAUUAAGAUUGUGUCAAAUAAAAAAAAUU
Sander lucioperca (pikeperch) is the source of this 1900-nucleotide messenger RNA. RefSeq names its product myozenin-2. Gene Ontology annotation, molecular function: FATZ binding; actin binding; telethonin binding. Bases 237 to 1022 code for a protein of 261 amino acids. The transcript has 6 exons. NCBI's taxonomy places the organism in Eukaryota, Metazoa, Chordata, Actinopteri, Perciformes, Percidae. The record is from RefSeq and is a predicted model, not a curated record. Gene Ontology annotation, cellular component: Z disc; actin cytoskeleton.